AUAAACAAUAGUUCUUAUUCUCUGUGUAUAGCUGAAGAUCAGCUUCGUGCAAAGGGUUAUGACAAAACACCAGACUUUAUCUUAGAAGUGCCAGUAGCUGUGGAAGGACACAUUAUUCACUGGAUUGAAAGCAAAGCCUCAUUCGGUGAUGAAAGUAGCCACCAAGCCUACUUGCAGGACCAGUUUUGGAGCUACUGGAACAGAUUUGGCCCUGGAUUAGUCAUCUACUGGUAUGGAUUUAUUGAAGAGCUGGACUGCCAUCGUGAACGUGGUAUCCUGCUAAAAGACUGCUUUCCUACUGACAUUGUGACUCUGCGACACAGCAUGGCUCAGCACUGAUGUUGGGAGGAAGAGGUAAAUCCGGAAGCAAUUUUACUUUCCUG
Molecule: messenger RNA, 383 nt
Organism: Acanthisitta chloris (rifleman)
Lineage: Eukaryota; Metazoa; Chordata; Aves; Passeriformes; Acanthisittidae
Exons: 3
Biological process (GO): erythrocyte differentiation
Cellular component (GO): nucleus; cytoplasm
Source: RefSeq, a predicted model, not a curated record